GUACGUUGUUGCCAGCCAGAAGAUGAUAAUGGUGGUACAAUACAAAAACGCUGGCUUAGGGUGCGUUCGAGCCAUACACGCCUAUUAAAUUCCGUGUAUUUGACAGGUAAACGCACGGCUUUACACCACGGGAGGUCCCCGCAUUCGAGCACAAACUUGUCAUGUCUAACCGUGUAAAAAUUUACCCCGGAAAUACUUGUUUGAGGUCAGCGAGGCAAUAGUAUAUCCCAUCAUGCCACGCAAUAUUUACGUUUCUAACCACGCUUCACGCACUUCUACUUCGCUAAAUAUUCGAUUGUUAUUCUGUAUUCAUUCACGUUGUUCGACGAGAUUUUGUUUAUGAUGGUGUUUGUUCCGUAUCAGCAGGUAAUUUUACUGCUGUCCAACAUCAUGACCACGAUGAUGCGGGUUUAUAUUGAUGGAAUAAAUGCUCAGAAUGAGGCAAAUCUCGCGGCUAUGCGACACAUGAGAAGGCGAAGAAGGGCCCGCCGACAGGCUGUUCUGCAAGCUGCCCUCGCUUACAAUCAGCGAGUAAACCCCGUCGAACGACAAUUUUUGGGGCCACGAGUUUCAGCUUGGUGGGAUGCAGCACCAAGGCAGGAUGAUCGUUUCUGGAAAGAAAAUUUCCGAAUGUCUCAGCCGGUUUUUAAUAUCCUAUGUGAUAUCCUAAGACCCCGCCUUCAGCGAGAUGCUUUGAAUGGAUUUUCUGUAGAGAAAGUGGUUGCACUAGCGUUGUAUAGAUUGUCUACACCGUCUGACUUAAGAACAAUCGCAAAUUUGUUUGGAGUCGGAAGAUCGACAGUAUGUGAAUUAGUGCAGGAGGUUUGUGUUGCCAUGAUAGAUGUAAUGAUGCAGCAAUACAUCGUGUGGCCAACAGGCAAUCGUCUUCGACGGACAAUACAAGCAUUUGAAGAAAAACAUGGCUUCCCACAGUGUGCUGGUGCAGUCGACGGCACACAUAUCCCAAUCAUUGGUCCUGCUAAAAACCCUGCAGAUUACCACAACAGGAAAGGCUGGUAUUCAAUGAUUCUACAGGCCGUUGUAGACAACAAAUUAAGAUUCACAGACAUAAAUGUGGGAUUUCCCGGACGUGUUCAUGAUGCACGGGUGCUGCGAAACUCAACUCUGUAUGAGAAGGGUCAAAAUGGAGAUUUAUUUCCAGCGUGGUACAAGGAAAUAAAUGGAACACCAAUGCCAAUUGUAAUUCUCGGAGACCCAGCAUACCCACUGUUGCCUUGGCUAAUGAAGGGAUUCUCUGAAGGGGCAAAUUUUGGUCAACAAGAAAGAACAUUCAACUACCGAUUAAGCCGUGCAAGAAUGGUUGUAGAAAGGGCAUUUGGCCAGUUAAAAGGGAGAUGGAGAAUCUUGAUGCGCAGAAAUGACUCUGCUUUGAAAGCGAUCCCACAAAUGGUGACUUCCUGCUGCAUUCUCCACAAUUUUUGCAUUGAACACAAUGAAGUUUACGAAGCUGGAUGGGAUCAAAUGCAUGUCAUUUAUGAACAACCACAGGCUGACCCUGUGCAUGACGUUGUACCUUCUGCCGAUGACAUUAGAAAUGCUCUAUUGGGGUACUUUAGAUAGUAUUUUGAUGCUGAAUGAAUUUGAAUGUUGCACACUGUACAUGUCCCCGGAGCCAUCCAUUAUUUUAAUAAUGUACAAGACGUCACAUACCCCCUUAAAUGACAGGAAAAACUUGAUGACCCUGGUUGGGUGUUUACAAAAUAGAAAGAAAAUUUUUUUUUAUUUUUAAGUAAACAUGUACUAAAUGUAUGAUUUGUAUUCAUAAAUACAGUAUUCACAACAAUGAUUACAUGCACAUAAACAUUUCUUUUAAUAAAACCGUAGAGAUUAAUGUAGAAAUUAUAUACAUUAACACUCAUUGAAAAAUUUAUAGUUAGUGUGGUAUAUAUGGAGACAAUAUUCUAGCUUAAUAUCAACAUGCACCUUUAUUUACCGCUAUUUUCAUAAUUCACAUAAUGCACAAUGAAGAAAUAUACAGAGAAAAAAGAAAUACCUGGAUGUAUUCUAUCACAUGUGAUAUUACUGAUUAGAAUAUUUACAUUAUUUCAAACCUUACUGAUAAGGCAAGAAUUGUUCAUGCCUUGUCUAGAGGUCUUCGAAAAGCAGGGGAAAAAUUCUUUGUUCAUUCUACUAAGAGGAGAAAAUUCAAGAUUAAUAAAGGGUUGGGUAAAAUUGUAGUAGAGGUGACCCGCCCUAUACAAGAUCCCACCAGUGGCGGAUUAAAAUUUUAAGUGGGAGAGUGCCAUUUUUUGUCAUCUAGCGGUACCAUAUUCAUAAAUUUUCUAACCUACUUCAUGCAAAUAAUAUGCUAAUAUAUAAAACCAGCCACUGCCGACUGCAGGUUUGCAUAAGUUAUUCUUCGAAUAAUAAGAAAAAGUCUAAGCUAUAAUGAGAUAAAAACACAAUUUAAAAGCAUGCUGAUAAAAAGUUAGAACAUUAAAUUUAACAUGACAUUCAGAUUUUUACAAAGAAAAACGUUCAGGCCGCUUUGGCGUGCUCUGUGCUAUCGGUGACCAAAUCACAGGGACUGAAGCACU
This is a messenger RNA of Anneissia japonica, 2558 nucleotides long. RefSeq names its product protein ANTAGONIST OF LIKE HETEROCHROMATIN PROTEIN 1-like. The record is from RefSeq and is a predicted model, not a curated record. The transcript has 4 exons. Bases 340 to 1581 code for a protein of 413 amino acids. NCBI's taxonomy places the organism in Eukaryota, Metazoa, Echinodermata, Crinoidea, Comatulida, Comatulidae.